Messenger RNA from Panicum virgatum (switchgrass), 1253 nucleotides. RefSeq names its product probable E3 ubiquitin-protein ligase RHY1A. The transcript has 3 exons. NCBI's taxonomy places the organism in Eukaryota, Viridiplantae, Streptophyta, Magnoliopsida, Poales, Poaceae. The record is from RefSeq and is a predicted model, not a curated record. The coding region runs from base 74 to 850 and encodes 258 amino acids.
GGGACUGUAACAAUUUGCCGCGGCUUCUCUCCUCCCUUCUCUGGCGCUCACUCCCCUCCCCCCUUCCCCUCGCAUGCCGAUCGCCUCCAAGCUCCUCUACUUCCAGCGCCGCCCCUCGCCGGCGCCGCCGGACCCGGGCCCCGAGCCACCCGACUCUCGCCGCCGGGCCGGCCGCGACCACUCCGCCCGCCAGCGCCGCCGCAGCUCCUUCUCCUCCCACCACAAGCCGGGCCAGGAACCUGUUCCAGGGAACCAAAGAGACUCUAGCAAGUCUCUUGGACCAGCUGGAAACCUAACAGAGCAUGUAGCAGGGAUAUCCUCUAUCACGAGACUAAACCGCAGCGUAUCCGACCAUGGCCGUCUUCCUGAUGCCGUGCAACAGGCCAGGGAAAGGCUUCUUCAGAGGCUCAACAGCGUGGACUUAUCAGGAAGAAGGCAAAAGUCAUGCCCCUCAGAAACCAUUUGGGCUGACUUCUCUUCUGACUGCAUCCUAGGCACCCUAACCAACUGCUUCCAGCCUGACGACUCCAUCGCUGCCAGCAAGGUUGAAGAAGACGUGACGGAGCCCGUCGGCAGUAACACUGAUGAGCGUACGCCCAUCUCACCAUUCUCGGAAUCCAUUGUCCCUGAGAUUCAACACUCAGUCUGCAACAGAGCAGCAGAGGAAGGCGAUGACUGCACCUGUGAACCUCCAGCAGAGUGCUCCAUAUGCCUGGAGCGAUGCGGCGGCACAGGCGACGGGCUCACCCAGCUGCACUGCAAGCACGUCUUCCACUCGCUGUGCCUGGAGCGGUGGCUGCGGUCCCGCGGCGACUGCCCCUAUUGCCGGGCCACUGUGGCCCUCUCCUAACAGCAGGAUGCAGAAACUGAAAGAGAUUGACCACGAGUCCAACGGCGCGGAUUACAGAACCUCCCCUGUCCCCUCUAAGCUUUAACCAUCUCCCUGCUUAGUGCUUACCCCUUGUACUGUUACUGCUACAUUUUCAUUAGCCGUUAUGAGACCGAACUAUUAAGCCCUGUGCGGCUCAGCAAUUACUGUAGACUCUAGUAUCUUUUCACGUGUAUAUAUCAUGCCUUGUAAACGCACUGUGUCAGAGUAACUGGAUGUUUGCAUCUGUCAUCUGCGCAUGGUGCGAGAGGAGCUGGUGGGUGUUGCAUCAUCCCAGUCCAUGGAAGUUGUGUGCGCUCCACUCUCAUUGCAAGCUGACAAGCUGUCGCUUGGGUGUAACCGUUUCUGUUCUGUUUCUUUUGCA